CUAAAAAAAUAAUAGAUGUAUGUCCUAAGCAACAAAUAUUUGUGCACUAAUCAAGACAUUUAUUAAGGAGUUUUCGCCACUAGUGGCUUCUUCACCGUACACCAAUAAUUAGCCAUAAAGAGGCUACAUCUACAUUUGAUCCCUUUUCAGCAAUAAACUGUAACAAACUGAUAGUCUACAUGUCUUUCAUAAUUCGGUCUCCUAAAGAUCUUGUUUGUAGACUUACUCAGCACUGACAUUUCAUAAUAGCCGGGUUGUGGUGCCUGUCGGACUGGUUGCAGCGAGCCACAACAACCUGACAGCUUAGGUAGUUAGAAACAAUGUUGGGUCUGUAACUGAGCCAAGGAAACGAUGAUCCUUGGAACCAUUUACACGUCAUCUAUAUAGAUGAAGAUCCAUAAGUGGCAUUAUUUACAAUGAGUACUCUAAUAGAGAAAACAACAGUCAGUGUGAAUACCAAUAAUGUUCCACCUAAUGACCCUGAAAAAAGUGUCCCACAAGAUGUAGGAAGUGUGAUGCAACUGCAUAUUAAGCCUGCUUUUGAAAGUACAGUAUGUCUUGUGAAUCAGCUGGUUGCACACUUCAGCAAAGAUCAUCGGCAAGGAAUACACAUUAGAGAUAAGACCAAGGAAAAUGUCCUUCAGAGACAAUUAAAAACAUUGGUCUUCUCAGUCUUGUUGUCAUACAGAAAAGAUUAUAAAACAGAUAACUCUGUUGUUAAACUAACUGAGGUAGAAGAUGUCAUUUGGCAGACUUUUAUGCUUCGUCAGCAUCGCAGGUAUGAUGACGGUAACUCUCUGGAAAGAUGCUUGCAGUGUUUGAAGGAGCAGGGUCAUUUGGAGGCUGGCAGUGAUGUGCGAAAUGUGUUAAAGUUUCUUGUUGCCCUCAAAGGACUUGGUGGAGAUAUUACAAAGAAAGUUAAUCUUGCUGAAUUAACACCAAGAAUUGUGCAUGUUGGUAAGGUAAGGAUCAUUAUUUUGUCCAUUGUCUAAAAGUUGUCUUAAAUUUAAGU
Messenger RNA from Cherax quadricarinatus, 1012 nucleotides. The record is from RefSeq and is a predicted model, not a curated record. Lineage: Eukaryota; Metazoa; Arthropoda; Malacostraca; Decapoda; Parastacidae.